AUGCGGGAAGAUCGGGCGGCCGGACGCGGCACCCGAAACCACAAUGUGGUCCGGCAUCGCGGUGCUGCGUGUCACAUCACAGUCUGGGAGGACACCAUGGCAAAACCUGCCGCCGAGCGCGCACCCGCACCAACAGAUGCGGACAACGACCGCAUCUGGCUGAAAUCAUACCCUGACGGCACACCGGCCGAGAUCGGCGCGCUCAGCCACACAUCCAUCGCCGCCCUGUUCGACGAUGCGUUUGCACGCUACGCCGAGCGCCGCGCGUUCUCCUGCAUGGGCAAGGCGAUCAGCUAUGGCGAACUCGACGCCGCCUCGAACGCCUUUGCCGCACACCUGCAGUCGCUGGGACUUCAGAAGGGCGACCGCGUCGCGCUGAUGAUGCCCAACAUAUUGCAGUAUCCGGUGGCCAUGGCCGGCGUGCUGCGCGCGGGCAUGACGGUCGUCAACGUCAACCCGCUCUACACGCCGCGCGAACUGGAGCACCAGCUCAACGACAGCGGCGCCAGGGCGAUCGUGAUCCUGGAAAACUUCGCCAACACGCUGCAGCAGGUGAUCGACGACACCCAGGUCGAGCAUGCCAUCGUCGCCACCAUGGGCGACAUGAUGGGAUUCAAGGGCCAUAUCGUGAAUCUGGUUGUCCGCCACGUCAAGAAGAUGGUGCCAGCCUGGCACAUUGACGGGCACAAAUCGUUCAAGGCGGUUCUGGCAGAGGCAAAGGGCAAGACGCCGAACCGGCCGGAGAUCGGACCUGAGGAUGUCGCCUUCCUGCAAUAUACGGGCGGCACGACCGGCGUCUCCAAGGGCGCCACGCUGACCAAUGCGAACAUUCUGGCCAAUAUCGAGCAGUGUUCGACCUGGCUCGAUGUGGGCUACCGCGCCAAGGGCAAGCCGGACAGCAUCAACUAUGUCUGCGCGCUGCCGCUCUAUCACAUUUUCGCGCUGACGGUGAACGCGUUCGUCGGCAUCAAGGAGGGCGGGCACAACAUCCUGAUCCCCAAUCCGCGCGACAUUCCGGGCUUCGUCAAGGAACUGGGCAAUCACGAAUUUCACUUCUUUCCGGGCUUGAACACGCUGUUCAACGCGCUGUUGAACAAUGACGACUUCCACAAGCUCGACUUCAGCCAUCUGCGCAUGACUUUCGGGGGCGGCAUGGCUGUGCAGAAGCCCGUUGCCGAACGCUGGCGCGAGGUGACCGGCUGCAUGGUCACCGAAGGCUACGGCCUGUCGGAGACCUCGCCGGUUGCCACCGGCAACCGGCUGGACGCGACCGAGUUCACCGGCACGAUCGGCCUGCCGAUGCCGUCGACCGACAUUUCGAUCCGCGACGAUGACGGCAAGCCGCUGCCGCUAGGCGAAGUGGGCGAGAUCUGCAUUCGCGGCCCGCAGGUGAUGGCCGGCUACUGGAACCGGCCCGACGAGACCGAAAAGGUGAUGACCGGGGACGGCUUCUUCCGCUCGGGCGACAUGGGCUUCAUGGAUGAGGGCGGCUACACAAAGAUCGUCGACCGCAAGAAGGACAUGAUCCUGGUCUCGGGCUUCAACGUCUAUCCCAACGAAAUCGAGGAAGUUGCGGCCGGCUGCGAGGGCGUGGUCGAAGCGGCGGCCGUCGGCGUGCCGGACGAGCAUUCGGGCGAAACGGUCAAGCUGUUCGUCGUACGUGCCCAUGACGGCGUCACCGAAAAGGACGUCAAGGAUCACUGCGCGCAGCAUUUGACCAACUACAAGCGGCCCAAGCACAUCGAGUUCCGGGACGAAUUGCCGAAGACCAAUGUCGGCAAGAUCCUGCGCCGCGAACUGCGCUGA
Effrenium voratum is the source of this 1806-nucleotide messenger RNA. The record is from the annotation of a GenBank genome assembly. Lineage: Eukaryota; Dinophyceae; Suessiales; Symbiodiniaceae.